Opisthorchis viverrini is the source of this 3652-nucleotide messenger RNA. RefSeq lists its product as hypothetical. The coding region runs from base 49 to 3345 and encodes 1098 amino acids. The transcript has 14 exons. NCBI's taxonomy places the organism in Eukaryota, Metazoa, Platyhelminthes, Trematoda, Opisthorchiida, Opisthorchiidae. The record is from RefSeq and is a predicted model, not a curated record. Gene Ontology annotation, biological process: protein peptidyl-prolyl isomerization. Gene Ontology annotation, cellular component: nucleus. Gene Ontology annotation, molecular function: peptidyl-prolyl cis-trans isomerase activity; RNA binding.
GAGAGUCCUUCGUCCUUGGCUUGGGUUGAGCUGUCCAUAAAGACGAGCAUGUUUGUCACGCAAGAGCGAUUUGGGAGAAAUCCGUGUUGGGCUGGAGAUAUCAGGUUGCUGGAAGUGAGGAAUGCGACGGAUUGCGCAUCACACGCUGACUCUUGUGGUGAUGAACCUUGUUCGGUAUGCGAUGGUGAGCUUCAGGCUUAUCCCAAAAUGGCUCAGACGGGGGACCCUACUGGAACUGGGAGGGGUGGUUUCUCUGUGUUUACACACCUAUAUGGUGAACAAGCCAGAUACUUUGACGCCGAAAAGAAACCCAAGAUAUCUCACGCAACACGCGGUCUCGUUUCGAUGGUUGAGAAUGGUCACGGGCAACAUGGAUCACAGUUCUUCAUCACGUUGGCGGAUGAUUUGCCUUAUUUGGAUAAUAAACACACUGUAUUCGGUCGACUCGCAGAAGGGUUGGAAUUUAUUGACAAGAUUAAUGAAGUUUUUUGUGAUAAAGAGAACAGACCCUUUAGAAACAUCCGAAUCCAUCAUACGAUCGUGCUGGACGAUCCGUUUGAUACCCCGAGGACUCUUGUUUACCCAAAAUCCCCUGAACGUUUUCCCAAAGCGAUGUUUGGGGAUGGCGGUAUUCCUCGAAUAGAAGAAGAUGAAGAACUAGACGAGGAAGUGGGCCUAUCACCUACUCGUUUGAAGGAAGUACAGGCAGAACAGGAGGCGAAAACACAUGCGCAACUCCUCACGUUGAUCGGUGACCUCCCGGAUGCGGAUGUGAAGCCACCAGACAACGUACUGUUUGUGUGUCGCUUGAACCCAGUGACGACCUCUGAGGAUUUAGAGAUAAUUUUCAGUCGGUUUGGUGAGAUUAAGUCUUGUGAGGUGAUUCGGGAUCGCCGUACAGGCGCCUCUCUCCAGUAUGCAUUUGUUGAAUUUGAAAACGAAUCUGACUGUGAAAAUGCCUAUUUCAAGAUGGACAAGGUGAUCAUCGAUGAUAGACGCAUUCAUGUUGACUUCAGUCAGUCCGUCGCUAAAGAAUGGCAGAAAUACCGCCGAGAGCAGAAGGCUGUCGUAAUUCGCGAUCCGAAACCACCGAGACCAGCCCGAGGUCAAUCUCGGCAUGAACCGUCUCACAGGCACGAAAGGCGUGAGCGUAGCCGGUCACCGCGAGCUUCAAGGAGAUUUGAGAAACGACCUUCUCAAGAUUCCAAACGCACUCGGUCACCAGUUUCAUCGCAUCCCAAGGAAAAUGUGGGAAGCCCGAAACACAAGCCAUUGCCAGGUGCCGACUUGGAUUUGGUGGUUUCUGGAAGCGAUGAACUCUCCUCUAGUUCCUCUUCUCUGUCCAGUUCGCAUGCCAGGAAGAAGAAGAAACACAGGAAACAUUCAAGGUCAGACGAAGUCCUACUUGGGUUGCCUCCUGUGGAUGAUGAGAAAGAGGAACAUGACCGACGUUCACUGUUACAGUUUCUCUAUGAGUUGCACCAAAUGUUCGAUUUGGAGAACAACUCAACUGAGACUUUUCUAUUCCCGAGGGACGAAAUGACGCUGUUUAAACUGGUCUUGCAGGAGCACUGCAAUAUGAAAGAACACAGUGACCCGCACCUUCUCUGGUUCAAUGUCUGUCGCCACCGCAUUCAUAGUACAACUUCUAGUGGAGGUGAACUGUGUAGCCUGGCUGAAAAAGUCGACUCACUGCUCAACACAUUCAACGUUGUUGACCGUACCACACUCUUGUCACGUAUUCUGAGCGAAUUUCAGGAUAACGUGGAGAUGAAACAGUACGUGUUUGACACAAAAUACUUGGUGUGCUCCCAAAGCCUCGAUUGGUUCGAAUAUCUUGCUUUGGAAUUGCUGACCUCUUACAACGUACCAAAUAUUCGAUUUUCGCUGUCUGCAAACGCUGGUGACUCCGUGAAGGAACUUUUAUUCUUCCAGUUUAGACAAUGUACUCCACACCUUGUGAGCUACUACAAGAAAUGUACCGUGACUGAUGUGUUGCUCAGUUAUUUGGGGCUGUCGAUCAACAUUAAAGAUUCCAUCAGACUUUUGAGACUAUUAAACCGUCCAAAACGUGGGCUGGAACGAGAGACCUUCUAUACCUUGCGUCUUCUGACCAGACAGUCUAACCUUUCUGCCACGCAGAUUGCUAUGUCGUUCGUCACCCUUACCCAGUUAGGUGGGUCUCAGGACAUGUAUGCUGUCCUAAAACCUUGGUCUUCGGGGCUUCACCACCUGGUUGACUGCCUGGCCAAAUGCCAGGAUGCUCUUUCCGGUGUAACAGAUGAGCUUGUUUUGGUGACCACAGGCUCCGGAGAUCGUAUGAAUUUAGAAGAUGCUUGUUCAGCGGUCAAACAUUGUAUACGCACCGCCGGUCAGCUUCUCAAAAAGCCAUUAAGGGGGGCGAAAACCUGUCCGGGGGACUCGGACUAUGACACAGUGUUUACGGCGUCAAACAUCAACGAAGCACUAGAACGACUAAACCAAAAGUUGGCCCGCAUCAUGAAUUCCACAACACUGCCAAAAUUUUGUGAUGAGACCCCAGGAAGAUCACUUUCACGUGGUGGCAGUCUUCGGGGACGCGCUGCAGCCAGGCUCGGUCGCUUUCUUUUGGUUGUAAGCGAACAGCGCUCGGAAUUGUCCAACAUUAUUACGACACAACCGUGUGGCAGCUUUUCAGCUACACCAAUGUCCUCCAGGCUUCCUCAGACUCCAUCCGCUACAAUUCAUUCCACUGUCACCACCCCAACUACCGAAGGCCGAGGGGAUCAGUUGCUUCGCAUGUUCUUGUCACCACAAACCCCAUCAGUUUCACAUCAAGCUGUCGAGGCGAAUAAUGAAAAUCUACCUGGUAGUAUCGCACCUGCGACUUCACUGAUUCCGGACUUAACCGAUGAGACCUCCAUGCCGGAGAGGCCAGUUUUCUCGCUUUACCAGACCAACUUGGAUUGGGCAGACACCGGGUUCUCUCCACCUCCGAGACGCUCGUCCCUCACCCGAGCGAAUAACAUGGUCGGCGAUUGGAACUCACAGUCGAUGCCAGCUUGGUCGGAACGUCGAUUAGGUCGCAUCCCCCUGGCUGAGACGCAAGCGAGCGUGAAAACUUUAUCGAACGUUUCGACUCCCACAAAGGUUAGAGCCUCACCUGUCAAAAAACCCAGAACCUUGUUUAUCGAUGGUUCAACUGAUGAAUUGCAGGGAUCCGCCAUGACCACUGAGCCCGUCGUCAGGAACGUGACCAACACAAAGUCCCAACAAAACAAAGGGGCCAACACACGAAAGAAAAGACUUUCCAAUCCAAAAGUGGACGGUAAACAGCGAUGUCUAACCGAUUUCUUUCGUAUUUAACCACACUGUGUUCAAUGGAUCAAAUAUACUUUGCCAAAUGGGCGCUGUGCAUUUUGUUGCCGUGCUAUUUACCCGCGUCCUGCUAUCCACUAAUCGUUCUUCUCCAGAAUCCUCUUUCAUAUCGGCUCAUAAAAGUCAGAUUUACCCGGAGCUUUCCACUUAUUUUAUUACCCUAUUUUGUGUUAUGUGCUUUUCUAUCCUUAAUGUAUUUUUCACCUUCGAUAUCAUUUAUCCGAUCGUUCAUCUAUAUGUCACAAACCUUUUGAGAUGUAGUUUUUUUAAUGUAAUAUGAACGCUUUAAGUGGGC